AUGGUUUCCUCUCCAUUGAGAUCAAAAUCAGCCUGCCAUGCUCGUUCUGUCAGCUUGCCCUCUAGGCCUCACCCGCUCAUUCCUCAAGUCAAUGAUCAUUUGUCAUCAGUAGGUGACGGGCUAAGCAGUCUUGAAGAUAUGUAUGAUUGUUUGGAUGAUUUGCUUCUAUUGUCACACACUCAACAAGUCAUUGCCCAACAACGCCAUGAGAAAUGGGUUGAAGAGGUGCUAGAUGGGUACCUGAGGCUCUUGGAUGUGUGCACCGCUACUAAAGAUGUGUCCUCACAAACAAAGCAAGAUGUACAAGGGCUUCUUUCAGUCUUGCGCCGAAGAAGGCAAACAAAUGACUUUUCCGGGUACUUAGCCUCUAGAAAGAAGGCAAAGAAGGCGAUCCAAAAGUCUUUGAAGGAUUUGAAGGGUAUCAAAAGCAAGGGUUUGGCCUCUGACAAAGACUGCAAAACUUUGGAGAUUGUUGGCUUGUUGAAUGAGGUCGAAGCAGCCACCAUUGGUGUGUUUGAGUCUUUGUUGUCUUAUGUUGCAGGGACAAAGGUGCAGUCAAGGCUGGGUGGCUUUUCUUUGAUUUCUAAAUUGAUGCACCACAAGAGUGUAGCAUCCCAAGAUGAAGAGAGUACAAAUGAUUUUGAGAAAUUUGAUGGUGCAUUGCAAUCACUCAACGGUAGCAGGACAAGCAAAACUGAUAGUGCAACACAUGUUGAGAAUUUCCAAAAUCAAUUGGGGAAGAUGGAGAUGAGCAUUCAAGAGCUCGAAGAAGGACUAGAGUGCUUGUUCCGGCGUUUAAUCAAAACUAGAGUUUCCCUCCUCAAUAUUCUCAACCACUAG
Molecule: messenger RNA, 840 nt
Organism: Camellia sinensis
Lineage: Eukaryota; Viridiplantae; Streptophyta; Magnoliopsida; Ericales; Theaceae
Source: RefSeq, a predicted model, not a curated record